Messenger RNA from Fragaria vesca subsp. vesca, 557 nucleotides. RefSeq names its product 60S ribosomal protein L37-3-like. Gene Ontology annotation, biological process: translation. Gene Ontology annotation, cellular component: cytosolic large ribosomal subunit; ribosome. NCBI's taxonomy places the organism in Eukaryota, Viridiplantae, Streptophyta, Magnoliopsida, Rosales, Rosaceae. Bases 55 to 342 code for a protein of 95 amino acids. The record is from RefSeq and is a predicted model, not a curated record. The transcript has 4 exons. Gene Ontology annotation, molecular function: structural constituent of ribosome; RNA binding.
AACAACUCCGUCUCAGUAGCAGCAGCUAGGGUUUGGUUUCUCUGCCUCGCAUCCAUGGGUAAGGGGACUGGAAGUUUCGGUAAGAGGAGGAACAAGACCCACACUCUCUGUGUGAGAUGUGGCCGCCGCAGCUUCCAUCUCCAGAAGAGUCGCUGCUCUGCUUGUGCCUACCCUGCUGCCCGCACCAGGAAAUUUAACUGGAGUGUGAAGGCUAUCAGAAGGAAGACCACUGGGACCGGAAGGAUGAGGUAUCUGCGCAAUGUGCCUCGCAGGUUCAAGAGCGGUUUCAGAGAAGGGACUGAAGCUGCACCAAGGAAGAAGGGAGCUGCAGCUUCUGCUUAAGUGAGAGUGUCUUAUUCGGUACCAGUUAUAGCUUUACUAGGGCACUUUAUGAUUCUAAGACAAGCUCUUUAAGAACAUUGUUAUUGUUAUUAUCGAUGGCAGAACUUAUAUUACUGCUUUGAGUUUUGAACAUGAAAUGUAUCAGACUAGUGUUACUUUCUAAUUACAUGAUGGUUUGAUGAUAUAUGAAAUUCUGUGUUUUUAUUGUUUGGACC